Protopterus annectens (West African lungfish) is the source of this 6403-nucleotide messenger RNA. RefSeq names its product zinc finger protein 451 (gene ZNF451). The transcript is spliced from 20 exons. Bases 235 to 3900 code for a protein of 1221 amino acids. Lineage: Eukaryota; Metazoa; Chordata; Ceratodontiformes; Protopteridae. The record is from RefSeq and is a predicted model, not a curated record. Gene Ontology annotation, molecular function: sequence-specific DNA binding; DNA-binding transcription factor activity, RNA polymerase II-specific. Gene Ontology annotation, biological process: regulation of transcription by RNA polymerase II. Gene Ontology annotation, cellular component: nucleus.
GCUCCGACUUUGUGUGAUGCUUUGUGCGACCGACUGCAUCUUUCAAGAAAUUGUUUUAAAUCACGCGGGAAAGCGGAAUGAAGCAUCUUUGGAACAGUUAAGCGGUUACGAUACGUUUAGCGUAGCCUUUGGGAGCUAUUGGACAUGGUUGUGACUUGUUGAAAUCUCAUUUGCACUUUUUGCUCCGUGUGAAGUUGUCCCCAUGGCUUGCAACAGCAGAUAACUCCACAUGUAAUGGAUCAUUCCUCAAGUAAGUGCUCUGAAUCCCUUGGAACUGAUGAAGAUGACAGUGACGUACAGUUUGUAUGUGAGGGCACUUCAAGGCCUGUUACGGAGUUUGUUGAUCUCCUGAGCGAUGAAGAUAAUGAAUCUAAUGCUUCCCGUCAAGUCAUGAGAAAAGUAAAACCUAAGGACUAUAUUGACUAUCAAAAAGAUAGAGUUGACUGGACUCUCGAUCGUCUAGCCCGACAUGUGGAGGUGGAAAAACAAUGCAGAGAAGAAAGAAACAAAGCGUUUAGGGAAAAAGUGGAUUCACAGCACGCUCAUGGUCUCCAGGAGCUGGAGUUCUUUCAGGGGCAACAAGAGACUGAAGAGGCUAAAAGAUGUGUUGAUUUUUGGCUUAAAAUGCCAGGCCCUAGACCUGGCUCCCUAUAUGCAAGAGGAGGAAUUAGAGGUGCAGGAUCAACGACAUCAACAGCUGCUUCUGGACCUAUUCUGUGCCCAGUAAUGAACUGCAACAGGAAGUUUGACAAUGGCCACCUGUUGCUAGGUCAUCUGAAAAGGUUUGACCAUUCACCAUGUGAUCCAACAAUACAGCUACAUGGAGGGGCUAGCAGUUUUUAUGCUUGUGUCAUAUGCUUACGACGAUUUGCAACCCUGAAAGAAUACAAGGCUCACUUGUUAAUGAAGGGUGAUUCUGCAGAUGGACAUGAGAAAGAUCUUGCCCCGCAGGUCGUACAGUGUUUCGCCUGUCCCAAAUGUUUCCUCCUUUUCCAUGUAAGGGAUGAAUGUCUGCAGCAUAUGUCUGCCUCAAACCACUUUGUUCACCGCUUCAAGUUAAAAGAUGAUAAAGGGACAGCAACCCCUCUUCCUUUUCCAGCAUACGCUAAGAAGUUGUUGGUUUCAUUAUGCAAGGAGGUUGAUUUUAAAGUCCAGUGUACAGCCUGCCAGAAACCACUGAAUUCUUACAUGGAGUUAACUGCUCAUUUCAGAAUUCACUGCCGCACUGCUGGUCCAGUUGCUGUGUCAGAGAAGAGAAUUGGUCAAGUAGCUGAGAUCUUCCAUGUGAAGGCCUAUUGCCUGGAAUGUAAAAGCCUGUUCAUGAGCGAGAACGAAGUUAAUGCUCACGCACAGCAGAGUGAGCACAAGACAAAAGUCGUGACUAGCUUUGAAGAAUCCAUCUUGGUGUUUUCUCAUUUUAAUGAAAACAUAAACAGGCCAUCUGACCCUGGCUCUGUUUUAAGUCUGUCGAGAUUGAGGGUCCCAUCACUGAAAAGAUCCAUUGAGCUCCUGGACUCUGCCAAUAUGUCUGGUUCAGAUAAAAAAUGUAAACGAGAAUUAAGUUUUUCAGACUCAAAAAGCUGUAAAGUUAUUGUAAAGCAGGAAAAGACAGAAGAUGGGAAUCGGACAACUUUGAAAAUUUGGGUUUGUGAAUGUGGUCGACAGUUCCCUUCAGAAAGUACAGUGGAAAAGCAUGUUAUGAUAGCAAACCGAAUUCUUUACAAGUGUGCGGUGUGUGAAAAGUUGUCAGAUGAUUCGGGAGUGAUUGGUUUGCACAUGAGCCGUUUCCAUGGAGGAGCACAUUUGAGGAAUUAUCUGUUCUGGUGUCAAGCUUGCAAAACUGAUAUGCCCAAAAAAGACUACAUUAUGUCUCAUGUGUUGGAGUUUCAUGGUGGACAUGGUUAUUAUUAUGAGGAAGAAGUUUUAGAAGAUGAAACUUCAUCUUCCAAGUUUUUAAACAAGUUGCCAGAGAAAUGCAAGGACCCUGAUGUUGGUUCCAGUUCUAGUCAACCACCUGCAAUUGGCUCUUCAAGGGGUACAUGGCAGUGUAGGAUAUGUGAAGAUAUGUUUGAGUCAGAAACCCUUGUGCAGGAGCACUGCAAGUCCCUUAACAAUCACCAGUUUCAUAAGUACAGCUGUGAGCGGUGCAAAAAGCGGUUCCACAAAAUUGAGACACUUUAUCGUCAUUGUCAGGAUCAGCAUGAUGGCAACAUUUAUUUAAAGUUUUUCUGUGGCCUCUGUGAGGAUCUGUAUUUUGAUGAGGAGCAGCACUUCCUUAACCAUUAUGAGACGUAUCAUGGAGUUGAAUAUGUUUUUGUAAUAAGCCACGAUGAAGUCCAAGAUAAAAAUGAAGAAGUCUCCACACCCGUUGAGACAAGCCCUCAGCUUGCUUGUGGUUGUCGAGAAAGUUACAAUAGCAAAACUUUAGAAAAGGAAGACACCCUUAGAUGCAAGAAUAACCUUCUUAAAAAAGGAAUAUUGUGGUACCGCUGCUGUUUAUGCCAGGUAACAGCUCAGAGUGCAAGAGACAUGGCUGACCACCUUAAAGAUGGCCAUGCUGGAACUCAAAUUGCCAAAGAGUCAUUUGUAGUCAAGUGCCAUACUUGUGGCAAAUACUUCAGUGACUUUAAAUCCUCCCAUCAGCACUACCAUAAAAAGCACUGCUUUUUAAAGAACCCCCAGAUAGAAGGUACAUUUGGAUUAAAACUUAACCCCAAUGUUUUCAAAUUCACAGAAAGAAGCACUUCAGAAAGUGUAUCUCAACAGAAAACAGCUGUAUCACAAAAAAGAAAGAGUUUCACAUCGAACAGAGAAAAAGUUCCUAAAGAAGAAGAAAAUGAAGAAGAGCUACCAGAUAUGGACUUCCUUUCUACUAUGACCCACAUUAUCUUCAUAGACUUGGACAACUGGGCAAGUUUUUUCAAUCGUCUUCCCAAGGAGCUGAACCAAGGAACCUUUAUUUGGGGAUUUCAAGGUGGAAAGAACAAUUGGAGGAAGCCAGAAAAAUGUCAUGUCUAUAAAUAUUUGAAGAAGAUCGGCUGCUUCUUUCUUCAUCCACGCUGCAGUGACCGGAAAGACGCCGCAGACUUUGCCAUCUGUUUGCAUGCUGGUCGUCUGGAUGAACAGCUGCCAAAGCACAUUCCUUUUACAGUUCUUUCUGGCGAUAAAGGCUUUUUGGAACUGGAGCUUCAGUUUAAGAAAACACAGAGGCCUGCUCAUGUCCUGAAUCCACACCACAUUGACGGAGAGAUGAUGUAUGCCCUGCUAAACAGCAUAUCAGAUACUGCCAAAGAUGUCAAUGACGAAAAAGGUGAAGACCUCAUUUCAGUACUUACUGAAGGUCAAACAGAGACUGAAAGGAAAAAUGAAGAAGUAGCUGAAGGUGUUCAGGAAGAAGAAGAGCUCCAGCUAAUACUAAAACAAAGUAUGAAAGAGGCUGAACAGAAAAUGGAGGAAGAAAAAGAAGGUGUUCAGGAAGAAGAACUCCAGCUAAUACUAAAACAAAGUAUGAAAGAGGCUGAACAGAAAAUGGAGGAAGAAAAAGAAGCAUGUCAUGAAGAUGAAGAUGAUGUAAUACUGAUCUCUGAGCAGAUUAUAAUACAGUGUGACCAGAAUAAAGAAACGGAAAGUGAAGAUGGUGAUGAUGAUGAUGAUGAUUAUGUACUGAUCUGUGAGCAGAGUGUAAUACAGUAUGACCAGAAUAUAGAAGAAGAAACUGAAGAUAUCACUGAAACUGAAGCUUGUGGUUUAUCACCUCAGAAUGUUACAGAUAAUGAAGGUGUAUUAUCACCAGAACAAAGUACGAAAGAAACUCAGCAGAAAACUGAAGAAGAAAAAGAAGAUGUAGAAUUGCAAGAAACCAUCAUGCGAAGCCUUAAGGAGAUGAAAGUGGGCUGCUGAAUACAUCAAGAAAUAACUUGUUGAAAUGCUAGUAAAACAAGUGCCAGUUUUUCAGGCUGUAGGAAAAGUUGGAGUUUUGCUGAACUCGCAGGUUUACAGAACUGGAGUCCAUAUUCUUUUUCUGGACUUUUUUGUAUUUUUUUUUUUUUUUUAACCAAAGAUACCUAUCUGACGUGCAGAAUGCUUUUGCCCUUGGGAUAAUGUUUCUGCCAAAUUUCUGUUGCGUAAGAAAAGAAAAAAUGUUAAGAGCUAUGCAGAGACGGGUUGCAGAUUUCCUAGAGGUACUCAUUUGUGAGCCAUGCACUUCAGAAUUGUUUGUCUGCUAGCACUUUCAUUGUUUAUAACACAAUGUUAACUUUAAAGGUAAAUGACAUAGCAUAAACUACUUUAUGCACACAACAAUAGUGUAAAUAAUUAUAUGGCAUGUGUGACGGCUCAUUUCAGGGCAUAGUUAAUAAAAGAGAUAAGUGCUUUGGUUACUGACCACCUACCAACCUGUUUAUCGUGGGCAUAUGUAUGUAUUUAUGUCAUAGCAGUAGUUGUUACUCUUCAGUAAGAAAGUACUGAGAGAGUGCAUGCUGCACCUCAUAAUACACAGAUUUUCGAGGGCUACCUUUCGUAUUUACUUUCUGUGACAAUUCACAGUCAAAAUCUUGCCAUGUCAGUCUCCCAGAAGUCCAGUUUUAAGUCCCUACUAGAUUACAUGUUUUUCAUGUAGUUUUUUUUUUUCUUCUGCUGUUUUUUUUAACCGCACCACCUGAGUUGUUUGUGCUGAUCUAUACCCAGACCACCACUUUUCUAAUUUUCCCAACAUUUACAGCUGUAGGGCAACGUCACUUGUGUUGUGCAUCUGAAGAUCAGCUAGCGUCUCUCCUGAAAUACAGGAUCUGGUGUCAGGCCCUGGAAUCUCCUUUCUGAUCCUGUCACUAUUAAGUCAUUGUGGACAUACUGUGAAACAGUCCUUUAUGCCUGGAUGGUCCCACAUGCACUUCCAGAACAUCUGCUAAGACUGAAACCAACCAAUGUUUUUUCAGUGCAGGAACACAGGUCCCUUAGCUCUAUCAAGGGUAGUUUAUGGUUUGUUAGUGAUGGCAAGUGUUGUAUCACAAACACCUGUCAUAUUUAUCCCUCAUUCAGGAUUUCCCAGCGUCACUGAAAAGGAAAUCUGUCUAACAUGAAGUAUAUAUAAGACGACACAUGAUGUAGUUAAACCACUGGAUGCCAGUCAUUUUCUUUGUAAUUGUUUCUCUCUUACUGAGGUUUUAUGUUAUUCCUCUGGAAUUCCAAGUCUGUCAGGCUUUCACCAUGCGCAGUUAUUUUUCUGAAUUUACAGUUUUCUUUGAGGUUAUCAGUGCCAUUCAUUCACAUCUGUGGAUAUAAACUUUAGGGGGAGGGUACUAACAACACAUCACAACCUCCUCUGUCACGAACCUGAUCUACAGAGGUAGCCACAGUAAUUUAGAUGACGCAGCUUUUCAGUCAUGAGAACCCCAAUAAUUAUUAGUAUUUUUCUUAGCAUUGGCCCAGGCAUACAAUUGAAGGGAGCAAAUGCCUUGUCGCAUUACUGUGUAACUAACAACAAUUUGAUUUUUACAUUUUUAUCAUUUUAAAUUCCACUGUUACUUAUUAAAGUGUUCCAGCUAUCUGAUGCUUCUCAGAUAGAUGUUUUGUGCUUCACAUUUCUUUUUACUGCAUAAGAACUCUGACCUGACCCUCUUCAGAUAUGUAAUCUUGUGGUGGGGGACUGUAAAACUAUUCCUCCUUGAUUUGCCCCAUGCAGAUGUUGAAUUCGUAUUAUGUUUUGCCUUUGGCUUUACUGGGGGACCAUGUCUCCAUCUACUACCAGUUUAAGCCGACUUUGUCCUUUUUGGUAGUAGCCUUGGCCUGUCCCACUGUGAUGACUCUUUGACUUCACUUUAUCAUCAGUGCUAUAUUCCAUGCCAUUUGUUUUGACAUGUUGUUCAAAAGUUUUGUAAGAUUCAAGGGAUCCUUCUUAGUUUGUUAGGAGUUCAGUGUCCCUGUUGAAUGGUAUGUUUAGGUUCUCUGUUUAUUCCUUCUUCUAUCUGGAUGUGGUUAGAGCACCUCAUUCUGAUCAGAGAGAAUCAUUUUUUCUUAUAGAUCUAUGAUGCUAUAUUUUAUUCCUUGACUUAAUUCCUCUAGUUAGACAUAAUUCUGCUCGUUGAGUGAAUACUACAGCUUAUUUUUAGAUUACUCAUUACCCCCAGAAUAUGAUUUUUCUUUCCUACAGACAAUGCUUGUGAUUUGGAAUCUGCUUUCAUUUUGAAUGCAUCUGUGAAGUUACAAGCGGCAGUGUGUUAUGUUAAUAUUUUAAUGCCCUUGCUAAAGUUCAGAAUUGUUCGUUUUUGUAGGACUUGUUUGAAAAUAUGUAGUGUGUCUAGCUUUUGUAGUGAUAACUGUUUGUCUGUUUGCCAUUGGCCUGGGUUGUAUGUAAACUUGGUUCCUAGGUCAGUUACCCAAUCCAAAUGACAAAUAAAUAAAUUAA